Messenger RNA from Homarus americanus (American lobster), 2765 nucleotides. It is a transcript of the gene ort, whose product is annotated as glycine receptor subunit alpha-2-like. Bases 793 to 2049 code for a protein of 418 amino acids. The record is from RefSeq and is a predicted model, not a curated record. Gene Ontology annotation, molecular function: extracellular ligand-gated monoatomic ion channel activity; chloride channel activity; neurotransmitter receptor activity. Gene Ontology annotation, cellular component: synapse; membrane; neuron projection. The transcript is spliced from 11 exons. Gene Ontology annotation, biological process: nervous system process; chloride transmembrane transport; chemical synaptic transmission. NCBI's taxonomy places the organism in Eukaryota, Metazoa, Arthropoda, Malacostraca, Decapoda, Nephropidae.
UGAGUGGUGGACAGACAGUCAGUGUGAGGAAGGCACCGUGGGAGGAGUCAGUGACAGUGGAGUGUGUCAUCAAUCAUACUCAAUACAUCUAAGACUCCUCAGACUUACAGAAUCUCUCACCUCUUAUCAUAAGUGUCGAUUACAGAUAUAUAUAUAUAUAUAUAUAUAUAUAUAUAUAUAUAUAUAUAUAUAUAUAUAUAUAUAUAUAUAUAUAUAUAUACAUAUAUAUAUAUAUAUAUGUAAAAAGCCUCUUGAAAACAAACCACAGAAGAAACGCAUAAGUGCCAAUGACCUUUUAAAAUACAAAUUUAAAAAGUUUAAUCCGUGGUUCCAAGAAUUCCUCAAACUUAAGUCAACUUUAGUUCAGCUUCGCCACCAUACCAAUACACCAAACUCGUUAAGUUAUUCCACAAAUACACUCAGCCUGUUAAGUCAUCCCAUAUUCCAUUUUUUAUCCUUCCAUAUGUGGCGUCCAAAGUGAUAUCCCAUUGAGACACAUUAGUGAAGACUGAAAAAAAACAACAACAAUAAUCUAAGAAAGGAAGAAACAAGCAAUAAUAAAUAAAAAGUGGUGCUUGAACUGUCAAAUAUCCCACAAACACACGCACGCACAUGGUCACACACACACACGCACACGCUAAGGACUGUGGGAUUUGGGUUUCCUAAAAGAAACAUAGAUAAAAAUUUGUUUACACCAUAAUAAAAGGUUGUAGAUGAGGAAUUCUGUAUCGUGGAGACCUUAACCAGACCUAUCAGUACUGUGGAGGUUGUCGGAGAGGAGAGUGAAGUGUGAUGGCUGGGUGUCCGCGCCUUGUGAGGUGCUUACCAGGUGCCACCACCACCCUCACACUAGCACUACUGGCCCUCCUUCUGCCUCCUGCUGCCCACGGGGAGACGAAGGGCUUCACCAUUGACGACAUCAUGCCCCUGGACAAGAGCAACUACGACAAGAUGCGUCCGCCCAAGAAGGAAGGGAAGGCGACUGUUGUGUUCUUCCACGUUACUGUCAUGGGCAUCGACUCCAUUAAUGAGAACUCUAUGACCUACGCUGCCGACAUCUUUUUCGCCCAGACCUGGAAAGACCACAGACUUCGCCUCCCUGAGAACAUGACAACAGAGUACAGGUUACUGGAUCUGGACUGGUUGAAGCACUUGUGGCGACCCGACAGCUUCUUCAAGAACGCCAAGCAAGUCACCUUUCAGACCAUGACCAUCCCCAACCACUACGUCUGGCUGUUUCAGGACUCGAAGAUCCUCUACAUGGUCAAGCUAACGCUGAAGCUGUCGUGCGCCAUGAACUUCGCCAUCUACCCUCACGACACCCAGGAGUGUAAACUACAGAUGGAGAGCUUGUCCCACACCACGGAAGAGCUGGUGUUUGAGUGGGACACGGAUGUUCCUCUUGCAGUAGACGAGAGCAUUGAACUGCCUCAACAAGACAUCAUCAUGAAUUACACUUCAGACUGUACUCAAGUGUAUUCCACGGGCAACUUCACGUGUCUGGAGGUGGUGUUUAGGCUAAAGAGACGUCUAGGCUACUACGUCUUUCACACCUACAUCCCCACCUGUCUUAUUGUUAUUAUGUCUUGGGUAUCCUUUUGGAUCAAGCCAGAAAUCGCGCCAGCACGAGUGACGCUGGGAGUGACAUCACUACUGACACUCUUCACUCAACAAGCGAAAUCGCAGGCCUCCUUACCGCCUGUGUCCUACAUCAAGACCAUCGAUAUUUUCAUGUCCUCCUGCACAGUCUUUGUGUUCAUGGCGUUAAUCGAGUACGCGGUAGUGAACAUCAUCCUGGGUGACGGAUCAGGCGAGGCAGCCAAGGGGCCAGCUAAACCGGAGCCCAAACCCAGUAAAGCCACCGAACUGGCCAUCAAGGAGAGCAGACGGUUCCUGUUGGGAGAACCGCCCAAGCCAGCUGGUCCGUCGCCAGCGCAAAUCCGUCGAGGUCGGGCGCUGAUGGUAGAUCGCGUCUCACGGUACCUCUUCCCCCUCUCCUUCGCCCUCCUCAACGCCGUCUACUGGUUCAGUUUCAGGCAGUACCUCUAGGACCUUCAUCUCCUGACGGGGCUUUGGUGUCCCUGGGAAGUCCAAGACUACGAACUGGCGAUAUGAUAAGUCCAGCAACGCCUCGACCCCAACUUAUAUGAUUCGUUGAGUCUUAUCUAUUUAUCAGCUGAAAACUAUCAGUGGUUUCCUUUAACCAUCAACGACUAGUGAGUUCCUUAGACUACUCCUCAAGAGCCACAACUUCAGGAAGAAACUCCUUUCACGUGAGACUCCCAUUAAGGCCAGGUUUAAUUAUGGGCACAGUAAUAAACAAAGUGUAUUCUUGUUGUUAAAAUAGACCCAACAUUAACUUUUAAUUGUAUGUAGUUAUUAAUAUUGUUUAUGAUAUUUUACGGUAGACUUACUAAUUCUCUCACCAACUGGUGACACACUACACCUGACCAACACUGUAACUGUACUAUACAAUAUGAUGACAUAAUGGUAGAUACUUAGUAAUUAAUAUGGUAUAUUGGUUUACGAAUAUACUGUACAGUAUAUAAUCUGGAUCACAAGCACAUGACAGGCACUGGUAGACUGGCAAAUUGAGGUUACAAGCAAGCAGACAAAUAAUAAUAUGAAGUAGAGGAAGUAGUUGCAGUAGUCAUGCAGUAUGUUACCACUAAAUCAUGGUAUGUAGCAUUACCAAUAAUAAAUAAUAAUAAAUACAUAAAUAAUGUAAUUAGAGACAAUAAAACUUUAACUUAAGCUGCCAAUAU